AUGCAACAUUUCGAAAGUUCAGAUAAGAUAGAAAAGGAUGAUGAUACAUCAAGAAUUAAAUUACGCUCUUCUUCUUUGGCCGCUCCAAUCCUCGAGGCUGUUCAAGAAGCCCAGCCUUUUGAAGAAGCCACUUUCUCUAACUUACAGAAGAUACAUCCGUUAACAGAAAACUCAACUUGCAAUGGUUAUGUUAUUUACGAUAAAGAUGGAAAUUUGAAAUCCAUGAAGGAUACAUUUGGUAGGAAUAUAAAAACACCUGAUAUUUCAAAUCCUACAAGAGCAAGAAAUGAAAGGCCAUUGGAUACAAUACGUGGAUUUGAAUACUCCAUAACAAAAGAUCCCCGCUGGUUGCAAGAGCUAGAAACAUCUAAGUUGGGAUUUAAACCUAGACCUGGAUUUGCCGUCAUUAAUCAAGACUCACAGGCUUCAAUAAAUUUAUCUCAACUGGAAGAAAAAGUUAUGGAAAGCCAAAAAAAAAAGGAGAAAAGACACAUAUCACGGCUUUCUCGGUUACUCUGCAGAUGA
Messenger RNA from Saccharomyces cerevisiae S288C, 525 nucleotides. RefSeq lists its product as uncharacterized. The transcript has a single exon. The coding region runs from base 1 to 525 and encodes 174 amino acids. Lineage: Eukaryota; Fungi; Ascomycota; Saccharomycetes; Saccharomycetales; Saccharomycetaceae. The record is from RefSeq and is marked reviewed.